AUGGCAAAAUCGUUGGAACAACAGAGAUUUAUUCCAUCGGAAAAACAACUUUUUUGUCGCGUGGGGGCAAGCAACUUUUUUGUCGCGUGGGGGCAAGCAUGUCGAGGGAUGGAAAUUACACCCCUCCCGAUGAACGACCGUGCUAUUUUCCGCCCUCGAAAUCCACCCCUAGUCGAAUACAACCAUGUUGGGGCCGAAUUCGUGUCCAAAUUAGUAAACAAAGAGUUAGUCAAAGUCAACAACGAUCAAAAUAAAGAGAAAAAUAUCAUAGUCCACAAAGUCCAUUUCACCUUGGAGUUCCUACGGAAACUCAAGGCACAUGCCUCUUUUAUGAAUGGAAAGGCCAAAACUUAUAGCACGUUCGAAUGUCUUAUAGCCCAUUUGUGGAGGGUUAUUACAAAAUCGCGUGACUUAAAUGCGUUACAGAAUACCCAAAUUCGAAUAUCGAUUGAUGGAAGGAGAAUAAUAACACCUAGGGUUCCGGAUGAAUUUUUUGGUAACAUAGUGUUAUGGGCAUUUCCAACAUCAAAAGUGAAGGACUUACUAGAUGAACCACUUCACUAUGCAACAAAGAUUAUACAUGAGGCAAUUACUAAAGUUGAUGACAAAUAUUUCAAGUCUUUUGUUGAUUUUGCAAAUGAUGAAAAAGUUAUGACUAGACAAGAUUUAAUACCAAGUGCAAACAUGAAGAAUGAUUCACUUAGUCUAAAUUUGGAAGUUGAUAGUUGGUUGAGGUUUCCAUUUUAUGACUUGGAUUUUGGUACUGGUUGCCCAUUUGUGUUUAUGCCUUCUUAUUAUCCAAUAGAAGGGAUGAUGUUUCUUGUGCCAUCAUUUAUUGGAGAUGGAAGCAUUGAUGCUUUUAUUCCUUUAUAUGAACACAAUCUAACAAAUUUCAAGAAAAUUUGUUACUCUCUAGAUUUGAAAGCAAAGUGAGAAGAGCUACUGAUGGGGUAGGUGGGGG
Molecule: messenger RNA, 961 nt
Organism: Solanum pennellii
Lineage: Eukaryota; Viridiplantae; Streptophyta; Magnoliopsida; Solanales; Solanaceae
Product: agmatine coumaroyltransferase-2-like
Exons: 2
Coding region: 1-933 (310 amino acids)
Molecular function (GO): acyltransferase activity, transferring groups other than amino-acyl groups
Source: RefSeq, a predicted model, not a curated record